UUGUUGAUGGAAUUUUAAAUGAGUGUAGAUAUAUACGUUAAAUAGUAAUAACAAUGUUUAAUUAACUCGGAAGACUUAACUUGCUAACAUUUAACGGAUAAGUUACGUACAAACAGGGUGACAUUCAUUCCUUAGCUAAUGCUCAAAUUAUAUAGCUAAUGAUCAAAUUAUAGAAGUAUUGUGUUUUGAAAGUUAUAUUCCAGAUAAUAUAAGUAGCCAAAGUAUUCUACUGAACAGUUGUUUUUACGAUAGCUAACAGUAGAGGUUAUGCAGAUCAUUGUAUUUGAUUGUGUUUUCUUUAAGCACCCGUAUAUAAAGUAAGAUGGCUUAAAGAAAUAGAGAAUAACAUAUUUUUGUGGAUUUUCUUUGUUUUUUAAGUGUGAUGAUGCCUAAACAUGCUGCCUCCGUAGGAAGCCACUAGAUCUGAAACAGAACAAUAUUAAUCAUAUCAUAUGCAUUAUGUUGUAUAGUGAAAUUAGGGCAGCUUCAAUAUGGAUUCAACGUCAAAAAUAUUGGAGGAAAACUUAGAGAAGAUUUUGAAGGGUGAGGGGCUUGAGUUGGGAGAGUUUGAUUUAGCCCCGGAAGUGAAACCUGUCACACUGAGGAAAAACGUUUGUUACAUUGUCAGCGCAGUGAUCUUCAACUCAAAGGAGGAGGUGUUACUUGUUCAGGAGGCAAAGAGAGACUGUUAUGGCAGAUGGUACCUCCCUGCAGGUCGUAUGGAAGUGGGUGAAAGCAUUGUAGAGGCACUGCAGAGGGAGGUCAAAGAGGAGGCAGGAAUAGACUGCCAGCCAAUCACACUGCUCCAGGUUCAAGAACAAGGGCCACAGUGGGUUCGCUUCACCUUCCUCGCUGAGGAAACAGGAAAAAUCUUAUUUCUCAUUGCGCUACUAGGGGGCUCUCUGAAGACAACGGCAGAGGCGGAUGCAGAAUCCCUGCAAGCUCAGUGGUGGGAUCGUGAGUCUCCACUUCCUCUUCGUGCACGUGACAUACUGCCCCUCAUUGAUGCUGGAAUAAAAUAUCGCCAAAAUCCUUGGUUUCCUGCAUUACAACCUGUUGACUUCCCUUGUCACGUUAUUUGCCAAAGACUUUUCAUCACAUUCGUCUCCAGCAGUGGUAGCUCUGACACCCGUGAUGAGGACUGCCUGUGGCUUCUGCUGAGCAAUAAUAAUGCCAGUUCUCAUCCCAGUCUUCCUAUUGAAGUAUCAGUUAACACAUACAUCUCGUGGGCUGCGCACAGACUGAUUAAGGAGUGCAUACCUUCAUCUUUCGCAUUCAUAAACAUUAUUAUAUGUGGCAUUCUGGGAGUGCAGCACAAUGGGAGAACACCAGGGAAAACGGACGGCAUUUGCUUCAACACACUUGUGUUAAUGGAAAAUUCAGAGGGUGGGCCUGAAAUCAGCUGCCCACCACCAUUGGAGAGUGACAGUUACAGAUGGCAUGAAGUGACCAAUCAGAGCCUCAGGGCAAAGAUAAAACAGAGGAUUAAAGAUAGGUCUGUUCUGCCUGUUCAAAGUCAAUACUGAUGCUCUACUCUGCCACUGCAUUUCACAUGAGAACCAAAGCUCAACAUGUAUGCUAACUGUUAGGUCAUGGCUCAAAAUAUGGAUUAAUAACCUUGCACGUUUAAAAUAUUAAUCUUGAACCUCAUUUAAUUCUAACAUAUCUCCAAUAUAUCUAUAAAUAUACAUAUAUACACCGGUAUAUAUAUAUAUAUAUAUAUAUAUAUAUAUAUAUAUAAACACAAUUAUUUUAAAAAGCAAAGAUUCUGAAAGUAUUUAAUGAGAAGGGAUUGAAUGAGAAUGAAAUUAUUAACAAGUUUUUGUUUCUUCACUCCUCCGUACACUUUCAUUACAUACCGUGACUGAUAUUCUUUUAAAGUAUAUUAUUUCCAUUAGUACUUUCUUUAAAAGUACGCCAACAUGUACUAGAUUUUCAGAAGGGACUUUGGACAUUAAGGACACUAUUAUAUAACACAUAGCACUGUUUUCACCACAGUCAUCUAUAUCAAUAAUUUAAUAUAAAUGAAUGCUGUUUGGAAAAUCUGAGAAAAGAGUUUAUAUUUGAUCACUUAAAUUUUUAUAUAUAUUUAAUAUGAUAAAUACGUAUGUAAGAUGUUAUGAAAUGAUGCAUUUCACCUUAAGUUACAAAAUAAUAUGUAUAAUAAACAUUUAUGAAGUCUGUCUUU
Pimephales promelas (fathead minnow) is the source of this 2188-nucleotide messenger RNA. It is a transcript of the gene nudt18, whose product is annotated as nudix (nucleoside diphosphate linked moiety X)-type motif 18. Gene Ontology annotation, molecular function: 8-oxo-dGDP phosphatase activity; 8-oxo-GDP phosphatase activity. The record is from RefSeq and is a predicted model, not a curated record. Lineage: Eukaryota; Metazoa; Chordata; Actinopteri; Cypriniformes; Leuciscidae.